Molecule: messenger RNA, 3838 nt
Organism: Hibiscus syriacus
Lineage: Eukaryota; Viridiplantae; Streptophyta; Magnoliopsida; Malvales; Malvaceae
Exons: 7
Coding region: 67-3603 (1178 amino acids)
Source: RefSeq, a predicted model, not a curated record
CAAAUACGACGAAGAAAAUAUCAAGCAAUCCAAAGUGCAGAGCGAAGGGUUCGAUUCCUGAAGUAAAUGGAAGAGUACCCAGAAGAAUUAAGGAGUCCUCCAGUGGCGCUGGUGUCAUUGGUAGGAUGCUCAGAACAGCACGGUGCGAUAACGACCCACCUCCUCUCCCAGCAGCCUCCUAUCAACACCCUCGCCUUGCCGGACUUCUCCAAGCUCACCCAUCUCCUCCAACAAUCCUCCUCUUCUUCUUCACCGGUCGGAUUCUUGAAAAAGGAUUGGCUGGUCAAGCACCGUACCAAGAUCCCCGCCGUGGUGGCAGCCCUCUUCUCUUGGGAUCACGUUUCCGGUGACCCUGCACAAUGGGUCCAAGUCUGUUCCGAUCUGGAUGACCUGAAAGCCGCUAUUCGUCCGAGGAACACCAAAUUGUUGCUGCUCGUGGUAGUGGGCAAAUCGGAGGGCAUUAGUGAAGAUCGUCUCAUUGCUUUACGGAAGCGAGCAGAGGUUGAUUCCAAGUACCUUCUCCUCUAUAACCCUGAUCCUUCUCAACUCGAUAACUCCCUUCAAAGGUUGAGCGCCAGCUUUGCCGAACUAGGAGCUACUUUUUACAAAGAGGAAGGUAGAAGGAUUAAAGCUCGCAUUGAAAAUAAGAACUUCUCCACUCGCGACCUCCAAGUUCGAUACUGUUUCAAAGUUGCUGUAUAUGCAGAGUUCCGACGAGACUGGGCUGAAGCCUUGAGGUUCUACGAGGAUGCCUAUCAUGCUCUGCGCGAGAUGGUUGGUACCUCAACAAGGUUGCCUCCCAUACAACGCCUAUUUGAGAUCAAAGCUGUUGCUGAACAGUUGCAUUUCAAGAUUUGCGCUCUGUUUUUGCAUGGUGGAAAACUCAACGAAGCAGUCACAUGGUUCAGCCAGCACGUUGGCUCCUACAAGUCCCUUGUUGGAGCUCCAGAAGUCAUUUUUCUUCACUGGGAAUGGCUCAGCAGACAGUUUUUGGUUUUCGCUGAGUUGCUUGACUCGAGCUCUGCAACUCUUCCAAGCGCUUCCUCUCAGCCAUUAGACACUGCUGACCAACUUCUAACAGAAUGGGAAUUCCAUCCAGCUUAUUACUAUCAGUCAGCAGCUCAAUACUUGAAGGAGAAGAAAUCUGCUUUGGAGUUGGCAGUGUCAAAUGCAGAAACUUUUAAUGAGAAUGAUGAUGGAUGUGCUGAAUAUGUGGUACCAUCACUUUAUAUUGGUCAGUUUUCUCGGCUACUUGAGCAAGGGGAUGAUUCGGCUAUGCAGUCCAUUACUGAUGAUGAAUUCACCCGGUACGUGAUUGCCGAGGGAAAAAGGUUUCAAGACUCCUUUGAAAUUAUUGCUUUGCUCAGAAAGUGUAAUGAAUUGUAUAGUAAUCGUAAAGCUCAGAGGAUGGGUUCACUUUGUGCCUUUCAGAUUGCUAGAGAAUACUUUUCUUUGGGUGAUUACAGCAAUGCAAAACAGUUUUUUGAUGGUGUUGCAAAUCUAUAUAGGCAAGAAGGAUGGGUUACUUUGUUGUGGGAGGUUUUGGGUUACUUGAGAGAGUGCUCAAGGAAACAGGGUGCAAUAAAAGAGUUUGUAGAGUUCUCUCUUCAAAUGGCUGCAUUGCCAGUAUCUAUUGUUGAUAGCAUCCAGUCCUCCAAAUGCAGCCCAGUAGGACCUGCAAGUCUUGAACAGAGAGAAUUGAUAUACAGAGAAAUUUUUGCACUCAUAAGUAGAGAAGCUAGACCAGAAUCUUUCAAUGGACUUGGUGAUUUCAAAGUAACUGGAGAUAAUACCCUUCAUCUUGAAAUUGAUCUUGUUAGUCCACUCAGAUCAGUACUUCUUGCUUCUGUGGCUUUUCAUGAACAGAUAAUUAAGUCCGGUGUCUCCUCUUUGAUUACAAUAUCACUACUAUCACAGUUACCCCUUUCCAUCGAGAUUGAUCAGUUGGAAGUCCAAUUCAAUCAAUCUCAAUGUAAUUUUAUCAUCACAAACGCCCAAAUACAUCCACUUGAAGCAGUGCAGGGUGAGCAACAUGAUCAUCGAAUGGAGAGUGCCCCUUCUUUAGCACUUGUUACAAACAAAUGGCUGCGGCUGACUUAUGACAUUAAAUCUGAACAAAGUGGAAAGCUUGAAUGCAUAUCUAUUAUUGCAAAAAUGGGACCUCACUUCACAAUCUGCUGCAGAGCUGAAAGUCCUGCUUCAAUGGAUGAUUUACCUCUUUGGAAGUUUGAAAAUUGUGUGGAAACAUUCCCCACAAAAGAUCCUGCUCUAUCAUUCUCUGGUCAGAAGGCUGCUCAUGUUGAAGAACCUGACCCACAAGUGGAUGUCACUCUUGGUGCUUCUGGGCCGGCAUUAGUUGGAGAGAGAUUUCUGAUACCAGUUACCAUAACCUCAAGGGGCCAUGCCAUCCAUGCUGGUGAAAUGAAGAUAAAUCUUGUCGAUGUGAAAGGAGGUGGCCUGUUCAGUCCUAGGGAAUCCGAGCCUCUUUCAUUGGAAACUCAUCAUGUUGAGCUUCUUGGCAUUGUUGGACCAGAACUGGAAGAUGAAUCUCAAAAGUUCUCUGAUAAAAUCAUGAAAAUUCAACAAUCUUUUGGAUUGGUUUCUGUUCCGUCUCUAAAGAUUGGAGAAUCAUGGUCCUGCAAACUAGAAAUCAUGUGGCACCGACCCAAACCAAUUAUGCUCUUUGUAUCACUGAGCUACUCCCCGAUUUCUUAUGAGUCGAAUUCACAAAAAGUCGAUGUCCACAAGACCUUGCAAAUCGAAGGAAAGGAUGCUGUUUCAGUUUGCCAACAUUUUAUGCUGCCUUUCCGCAGGGAUUCCUUGUUGCUUUCAAAGAUCAAGCUGGCCCCUGAUUCCAAUCAGUUUUCAUCACUAGCCCUGCAUGAAUCAACUGUACUUGUUGUUAGUGUCAAGAACUGCUGUGAGGUCACAUUGCAGCUGCUAUCGAUGGCUAUUAAGGCUGAUGAUGGUGGAACUGAAAGGUCAUGUUCCAUCCAACACGGGAACGAAGAUCUUGGCACUGCGGUUCUUGUGCCAGGAGAAGAAUUUAAGAAAGUUUUCAGUGUUAUUCCUAAUCUGGAUUCCUCAAAACUUAGACUGGGGGUGGUGCAUCUAAAAUGGAGGAGGCAUUGUGGAAUUGAAGAUAAAUCUAGUUUGGCUGCGAUUGAUUCCGAGGUUGUAACUGAAUACAAACUUCCCGAUGUACAUGUGGAGUUGCCACCGAUUAUUGUGACUUUAGAAUGUCCUCCUUAUGCCAUCCUUGGAGAUCCCUUCAUAUACCAUGUUAAAAUCCGUAACCAAACCGAGUUACUUCAAGAGGUAAAGUUUUCAUCGGCAGAUUCACAUAGUUUCAUGCUAUCUGGGUCUCACAGCGAUACGGUGUUUGUUCUUCCAAGAUCGGAGCACUUCCUUUGUUAUAAAGUUGUGCCUCUUGUCUCUGGUUUGCAACAAUUGCCUAGAAUUUCUUUGACAUCUGUGAAAUAUUCGGCUCGAUUUCAACCCUCCAUUGCUUCAUCUAAUGUUUUCGUUUUACCAUCCAAGCUACACUGCAAGACGGCUGGUAUUAAAGAGAAAAGGGUGGAGGGGCCUACUGUAGCAGACUAAAUUAUAUUCUUUGUUCAUUCUGAUUAUUGCCGAUAUUAUUUGCCUUGUACGUAUGAAUACACGGGGAAUCUUGUCGCUUGAGACCAAAGCUUUGUAGUUGAACAUUAGUGAGCAACUUGGAUAACUCGAAGAUGUCGACUAGUUUGUUAUAUUUUUCGGUGCAAUGGAAUAAAAGAAACGAGGCUCAGACAUAUGAAUGUUGUGAGAUGGUGGUGGUGGUUUUGUUGUUUCUCGG